Messenger RNA from Drepanopeziza brunnea f. sp. 'multigermtubi' MB_m1, 393 nucleotides. NCBI's taxonomy places the organism in Eukaryota, Fungi, Ascomycota, Leotiomycetes, Helotiales, Drepanopezizaceae. The record is from RefSeq and is a predicted model, not a curated record.
AUGUCCCACGAAUCCGUCUGGAACUCGCGCCCCCGUACCUACGGAAAGGGAGCCCGCGCUUGCCGUGUCUGCACCCACAAGGCUGGUUUGAUCAGAAAGUACGGUCUCAACAUCUGCAGACAGUGCUUCCGUGAGAAGGCGCACGAUAUUGGCUUCGUCAAGCACAAGCACAACCAUGAGGGGUCAGGGAUUGCAGGCUGUGGUAUCGGAAGGACUUUCGAAUUGAGCAAGUGCUCAAGUGCGGUGUUCCGUGGUUCGGGUGUGCUGUGGGAACUUCUGAGCGCUUCCUCGACUUUAGAUCGAUACCCUGCGUGGCUUGGUCUUUUCAUUCCGGUUUGCUUACAAAGGGAUUCAAAAUCCCGAGUUCUAGUGGCUCUUGACUCCAAAGAGUGA